Molecule: messenger RNA, 2720 nt
Organism: Paramisgurnus dabryanus
Lineage: Eukaryota; Metazoa; Chordata; Actinopteri; Cypriniformes; Cobitidae
Gene: abraa
Product: actin binding Rho activating protein a
Biological process (GO): positive regulation of Rho protein signal transduction; positive regulation of transcription by RNA polymerase II
Cellular component (GO): sarcomere
Molecular function (GO): actin binding
Source: RefSeq, a predicted model, not a curated record
UGACCACCGUUAGUUUGCAAACAGAUUACAAUACUCAAGACACGAACCUCGUCGCACUUCACAAAAAGAACGAUGAGUACCGCCGCAGUCCAUCAAGAUCGGCCUUUCAGCAGGUCAGUCAGGAAGAUCAAGGUGGCUUCGAUGGUCACCAGCCUUGCCAAAAGCUGGCAAAGCUGGGCCAACGACCACACCGAUAAGCAAGACACAAUCCCAAGUGGCUGGAUGCCCGACACCAUCAUUGAGGACGAGAAAGAGAAGCAGAAGAAGAGGAGCGAGAUGAAGCUUUUGGUCACACCUCGCGUGGUAUCGGUCAACAGUGAAGACAGGACGGACAAGAUCAAGACAAGAACCGUAACGAAAGCCAUCGCACCGAAUGUUAGCGAAUGUGGAAAAGAUGUAGUUAGCACCAUCAAAGAGAAGAUCAACACCAAUCAGCUGACAUCAGAGGACAACAAAAACUUCCUAGGCAAUGAGUCUCCAACUAGGAGACGCCACUGUGGAUGGAAAGCGGCGGUUUCAAAGGUGCUGGCACAAAAGGAAGUCAAGAAAUUGGGAUCUAGAGACAGCAGCGUGGAUACGGAGGACAGCGGUCUUGGGGAAGAAGCGUCUUCGAGCGAUAAUAGUGAUCAACAUGAGAAUCAACCAAAGAAACACAUCAGCAGACCUAAGAUUAAAGUGACCACAAUGAACGACCUGAGAAACAGAUGGCAACAGUUUGCAGAAAACCACAUCGAAGGUCAGAAGAUCAAUCCUUUCAGCGAAGAUUUUGACUACGACCACGCCAUGUCGCUUCGACUCCACAAGGGCGACGCGGGAUACGGGAAGCCCAAAGAUGGAUCUAAAACCGCCCAACGAGCCGAUCGAGCCCAGAAACACAUCCAUCGCGAGAUGGAGGAGAUGUGCUUUAUCAUACGCGACAUGGGAAAACGGGAUAAGGAGGGCCGCAUAAGGAUCACAUUCGGCCGUCUGUUCGACCGCUAUGUUAAAAUCUCAGAUAAAGUCGUUGGAAUUUUGUUGCGCUGUCGCAAACACAAGAUGGUGGAAUUUGAGGGAGAGAUGCUGUGGAAGGGCCAGGAUGAUGAUGUCAUCAUCACUCUUUUGGUUUAAUGCUGAACUUAAAAACUUUUUUACUCUCAAUUAUAUUUAUUUGGCAAUACGGAAUGCUAAUAGAUCAUAGUAUGGCUUAGUUGCCAAUAACAAGAAAAUACUAAGAGUAAUGCUUUUCUAUACUAGUACACUGUAAAAAAAAUCCGUAAAAAAUUGCAGCUGGGUUGCCGGUAAUUUACCGUAGAUUUAAAUUUAUGUUAUUUACUGGUAACAUUUUGUUCAAAGUUAAAUGAACAUUAAACAUUAACAGGUCUUUGUUUUUACAGAAUAAAACUAGAAAAACAGCAUCAAGCAAAACAUUCUGGGGGAAAAAAUCUGAAGCAAAAAACAGAAAAAGGUUGAUGAUGAUUUCUGGUUCCCAGAAUGCUUUGGAUGAGGCUGUUAUUGUAUAGUUUUAUUCUGUAAAGAUAAAGACUUGUUAAUAUUUAAAAUUUAUUUAACUUUGAACAAACUCUUGCCAGUAAAUAACAUAAAUUUAAAUCUACGGUAAAUUACCGGCAACCCAGCUGAUAUAACAUUGUAAUUUCUACGGAAUUUUUUUACAGUGUACCCUUACGAAAAUGAACCAAUUUUUGUGUAUUUUUUAACCACUGGCAAAACCACACUGUAAAAAAGGUUAUCAUAUCAAAAACAGUUUUUGUUUUACUUUAACUUAACAAAUUUAGUUAAAUAAUUGUAAGUUAUGUCAUCAAAAUACUAUAGUCAAAAACAUAAAAUAGUAGGUUUAGUGGACUUCAAUAACCAAUUUGAUUAAACUUGCAUUACAUUUUUUUUUACAUUGCACUACAGUAAACAUGUUUGUUUUUUUAAAUAUAGUAAAGCCAUUUCAUUUCAAAGCCUAGUUCAUUUUCGUAGGGGUAGUAAUUAUUUUCUUCUAAAGGUUCUUCAUGGAACCAAACAGCCAAUAAGGACCAUUUUAGGAACCUUUAUUUUUAAAAUGGCAAUACUGAAUAUGAUGUGAAUAGAUUGCUUGCUCUUGAAAGUCUCAAUAUCUAAAACCGUCAUAGCUGGAAGGUCUAUUUAUAACAUUUUUGGAAGUUUGAAACCAUAGACCCUUGAGAAGGUCCCAGAAAACUCCCAGAAGUUAACAUAUGAUCUUCUGUGUUCUUUCUGGUACGUGAUAUAUUUUAAAAGUGGCGUCUGUGGAGUUUUAGUGGUUAGGGGCUUCACGUGGUGGAUGAGUGACUCUUUAUUCACAGUUUACACAAGAAGAUUGAGCGUCUCUUGUUUGUCUCUUCGCACGUCAAAUAUCAGGCAUCCUCAGAAUGCCAAUGAUGUCCAGACUGGAUUCACAAAUAAUCUCACAUUGCUUGUAAUUCUUUCAUCGCAUUUCGAUACAAAUCAGUUUGCAGAUGUGAGAAUCGUUAGAAUCUCUAUUCUUUUCCUCCUGAACGUUUUAAACAUAUUUAUUAUUGUUUAUUGUCUAGUUCAGUGUUGUUUGAUGUAAUUACCUCUUUCAAAAUGAAAGCAUGAUAGUCUUCUUACAGAAGGAUUUGUUAUACACAUUUGAAGAUAUUGGAUUAUGUAUAGUGUUAAAAAAACUUAUUUAUUGUUUUGAUCUGGAUAUAAUUUUUUUCUGUUUAGGUUGAAAUAAAACCUGUAUGUGAAAAAAC